UUUGUGUAAGCAAAUAUCCAGAAUGUGUGUAUCAAGUUCGUGUGUGGGUGUGAUGGUGUUGUUUAUGUGGCGUUUGCCGCUCUUAAGUAAGCAGAUUCUCUGUGGUGUAUAUGUAUUUUAGUCGUUUUGGAACCGACGCCCAAACAGGUUCACGUUCACAAUAGAUGCGCGUGUGGAUUCGAAUGUCGAUAGGAGAAGAGAAAGCUAGAGCGAGAUGAAAGUAUGAACAACUUUCCGUGAAAUUGUGAUCGCAUUUAUACAUAUUACACGUUUUAUAUCGAAAGUAUUUCCCUUAAAUUACUUUGACUUAAAAAGAAAUUCAACGAUUUUAAAACAGCUUGGAGAAACUCGGGUCAUUCAGGAUAAUUUGCAAAACCUUUUGAAAAAAAUUAAUCAUAUGGAAAUGAAGUGGCCAUGAGGAAAAAACAUGUUAAUAACAAACAUUAAGAACAAAAAACAAACGUUCAUAUCCGCAAUAACAGUUUUUUAUCGGCAUAUAUCAAAAAAAUUUAGUAGCAUUCUGUUUAAAAAAUCUGCUAAGUUAUGGUUUAUAUUUUGUUUAUUCUAUUUGCUUACACAGCAAAUAAAUGGUCAAAAUGUGACCGACCAAAUGUCAAAUUUAAAUGCAAUUAGUAAUAAUUACAAAAGAUAUAGUCAUAAAGUUAACUAUUUGCAGAUCUUCGGACAAAAUAGAAAUAUCGAAAAUAGACAGCAAGACAGCGAUGAUCCCCUAAGCGGAUACACUCAGCCACACAAAGAAAUCAAUACCAAAAUUACAAAUUUGUCCAAAAGCCAAAACCAGCAACGUAAUGCUACUUCAAAUAAUUAUAGUCUGAUUAGUUUAGGACCGUUUACGAAUGUAUAUAAUAGAAGUAAUGCUAAAAUUAGAAAAUCCAGACAUAUUGUAAACGUUAAGAAAAAAAAACGAACCAAAAUUGAUGAAAUCAAACUAAGGCGCUUAGUUCUUAAGGGCCUUGGCAUGAAGAAGAUGCCAGAUAUGACAAAGGUCAAUAUAAGCCAAGUUGAGUACUCGAACAAAUACCUAGAAUACCUAGAUCGUUUAAGAACUAAUAACGAAAAUUCCGAAUACUUUCUCAAUAGCCACAUGGUAGUGUCUUCUACAAGUGACUUGCACUUAUUUAGUAUUGUUAGUAACCGAUUCAAUGACAUAAGCCACAAACGAUGGCGGCACAGAAGAUCACUCGACGCCAGAAAACCCGUGUCUAAUAUUCUCCUGCAUUUUCCAUUGUCAAAUAUAAACGAACAAAAAUUCCAUCAUAAUGAAAUUGAUGAGGCGAAUGUGAGGUUAAUGAUACUUUAUAGCUCUUCUCUAGCAAAGGGAAACAAUUCCCAUCGUAAACAAUUUAGAAAAGAAAGUAAUGAUAAGAAUUGUAAUUUUGAUAAACCUCAGGGGAGGAGAAUCCCACAAAACCGUCAGAUAAACCUUAAAGUAUAUCAACUUCUUUCCUCAAAUCGAAGAAGAUUGCUGACGUCGCGUAAAAUCCAAUUCGACAACGUGGAUUAUGAGGAGACUCGAACUCAAUGGCUGGAGUUUGAUGUGACGAGAGCGGUAAGGGAUUGGCUUAGCAAAGGCCAUCCAAAUUUGGGCAUUGAAAUUCAGUGUGAUCGAUGUAAGACUCUGGGUGCCCGCGUACUUAGCGACACGGGCCCAGCGGCUCAAAAAGCCUCCUCAGACGACGAAGAACGCUUUAAUCUUAUGCCAGUUUUAAAUAUAAUUGGCCAUGGAGCCCUGCAAUCGGACUCCAAAGUCCAUCACAUAACGCUGACACACAAUAAAAGCGGUCAUGAUCAGUACGUGCAUCAUAACACCCGUUGGGGGGGAUCAUCAGUUAAAUGGAACAAUUCAUGCUACAAACUGCACCAAAGAUGCUGUCGCAAUCAAUUGGAUGUGGCCUUUAAGGAUAUAAAAGGUUUCGAGUUUAUUUUGCAACCAAAAGUAUUUGAUGCGGGGUAUUGUCACGGACGUUGCCCGCCACGUCAUAAUCCUGCCCAUCAUCAUGCUCUGUUACAGAGUCUGAUAUGGCAGGAGGAUCAUAGUCGAGCUCCACGGCCGUGUUGUGCUCCUUCCAAGCUGGAAAUGCUCGAAAUAUUGCAUAUUGAUGAGAAUCAUAGCGACAAGCUGAAGAUUUCCACCUGGAGUGAUAUGCAGAUUGUUGAAUGUGCCUGUUCUUGAGGCUGUCUUAGUCAUGUAUUCUAUUUAUAGAGUUCUCUUUACGUUUUAUGUAUAAAAUAAGGAAUAAAUAAAAUUAUGUAGUACCAUCUGUAA
Messenger RNA from Drosophila kikkawai, 2287 nucleotides. Lineage: Eukaryota; Metazoa; Arthropoda; Insecta; Diptera; Drosophilidae. The record is from RefSeq and is a predicted model, not a curated record.